GGACCCAGAGGGGGGUGACGUGUGUGUGUCCCGUUGUGUCUGCCCGUUUGCCUGCACCCCAGGAAUGGGGGCCCCGGUAACCCCGGCCUGCCUGCUGCUCCUCCUGCACCUCACAGCUGGGACGUCUGCAGAGCCGCGCUAUGUGGUGGUGAGCCCAGCCGUGCUCUACCACCCACACACGGGGACGGUGUCAGUUCAUCUCAGCGACCUCAAUGAGACUGUCCGGGCGAGCGUCCGGCUGGAGAGGGGGGAUGGGCCCAGCACUAUCACCCUGCUGGAGAGAGAGGUCCAGAAGCCCUGUCUACAUGAGAACAUGCGUUUCCAGGUUCCAGCCCCGUCUGGGGGGCAGCAGGAAGUGGCAGAGCUGCACGUCUCGAUCCGGGGAGAUGCCCUGCAGUUCUCUGAGCGGAAGGAAGUGCUGCUGCGGGUGCUGGAGCCCGGGACCUUUGUGCAGACGGACAAGGCCGUCUACAAGCCGGGACAGACAGUGAAGUUUCGAAUUGUCAGUUUGGACAAAGACUUCGUUCCCAGUACCCGGAAGCUGCCCCUGGUGACCGUGCAGGAUCCCAGCGGGAACCGCAUCGCGCAAUGGCGAGAUGUGACUCCACAGCAGGGCAUCGUGGAUCUGUCCCUCCCACUGUCUGCAGAGCCGGCCCUGGGGACGUACGCCAUCGAGGCGCAGGGGACGAGGCACUCGUUCAGCGUGGAGGAAUACGUGCUGCCCAAGUUCGAAGUGACACUGGAGCUGCCCCGCGUGGUGACGGUGCUGGAUGAGACGCUCCUGCUGCGGGUGUGCGGCCGAUACACCUACGGGAAACCUGUCCAGGGGAGGGUCCAGGCCAGCCUGUGUUGGGCGGAACAACCACCAUAUUUCAGGUUCAGUUCUUAUGUGUCGCUAAUUCGGUGCACGGAGCUUACUGGCCAGACUGAGAGAAAUGGCUGCUUUUCCAGAGAGGUGGUUAUAGCUCCCGUUAACCUAACCAACUCUCACUACAAGCUGAGCCUCCAGGCCAAGGCGUCUCUCAUGGAGGAGGGGACAGGGGUGGAGCUCAACGUGACCAAGAGCUGUGACAUCAUGUCUGAAAUCGCUACGGUGACCUUUGAGGACGCUGACGCUACCUACAAGGCUGGAAUCCCCUACACUGGCAAGAUGCUCCUGAAGGCGGCAGGUGGCUCUGCGCUGAAGAAUGAGAAGGUGAAACUCUUUGUUAGCUAUGGAGAUAAGAAUAAGAAGCAGACCUUUCGUACGGACGAGUCUGGCAGAGCCUCCUUCGAGCUGGACACCUCCGACUGGACCGGGACGGUCUCUCUGAGGGGGCGCUUCAAGCAGGUGGCUCGCAGCUCUGUGUAUGGGAGAGUCUCUCCCAGUUAUCCAGAUGCCCAUCGUAACCUGGAGCCCUUCUACUCCAAGAGCCAGAGUUUCCUGAAGAUCCGCUCGCUGGGAGGGGUGCUGCCCUGCGACCAGGCCCAGCAGCUCCAGGUGGAUUAUGUCAUUGCUAGGGAGGUCCUGGGGAACGGGUCCAGGAGCCUGGAUUUCAUCUUCCUGGUCGUGGCCAAGGGAGCCAUCGCCAGGAUCCUCCACAAGGGGCUGGACCUCAGGGAGGGGGCUGGGCUGAAGGGCUCCUUCUCUGUCGAGCUGCCCGUCGGCUCUGAGCUGGCGCCCACUGCCACGGUGCUGGGUUACACGGUGCUGCCCGAUGGCGAGAUGGCUGCCGACCGCGCCCAGCUGCGCAUGGCCAAGUGCCUCCUGAACAAGGUGAAGCUGGCCUUCUCACAGGACCGGGCCCUGCCAGGCUCAGAGCUCCAGCUGUGGGUGCAGGCUGCCCCCGGGUCCCUGUGCGCCGUCCGCGCCGUGGAUGAGAGCGUGCUGCUCAUGAAGCCCGAGGCCGAGCUCAGCGUCGACACUGUCUAUAACUUGCUCCCCAAUUUUCCCAGAGGAGACUAUCCCGAUGCAGUGCGAGAGCCUGAGUCAUGUGAUGAUCCGCCCCAGGCUCCAGUUCCUCACUGCCGUGGCUUAGGUGGCCAGUGGAGGUGUCGCAGAGGGACUAGCAGCCAGACUCCCCCUCGGCAUGACACCUACAGCCUGUUUAAGGAUGCGGCUUUGAAAAUUCUCACCAACACCAACACCAAGCAGCCCUGUGAACAUGAAUUCUCAAUGGAGGAGUAUUAUGACAUGGCACCCUUAAUUCCCAUGGAAGACAUGAUCCCUGAGGGAGAAAUGGUGGUUAUUGCAGCAGGGAGCCCAGUGAGCGAUGGCCGGCUAGUGCCAGAACCCAGUGCCCAGGCGGAGCCAGUGCCACGUGCGUACUUCCCAGAGACGUGGCUGUGGGACCUGGUGCCUGUGGGCGAGGGGGGCUCCAAGGACGUCCCAGUCUCGGUGCCCGACACCAUCACAGAGUGGAAAGCUGGGAUGUUCUGCACGGCCGAGGUGGGCUUUGGCCUCUCGCCCACGGCCACCUUCACGGCCUUCAAACCCUUCUUUGUGGAGCUGGCCUUGCCGUACUCCGUGAUCCGGGGAGAGGCCUUUGCCCUAAAGGCCACCGUCUUCAACUACCUGCGGCAGUGCAUCAAGGUGCAGCUGACGCUGGCCGAGUCUGCGCAGUUCCAGGUGCAGGCGGGCGAGGACAGCGCCUACACCAGCUGCCUCUGUGCAGACGAAGGGAAAACCUUCCAGUGGGAGGUGACGGCGAGCAGCCUGGGGGAGGUGAACUUCACCGUCAGCACCGAGGCUCUGCGCACCGAGGAGCUGUGCGGCAACGAGCUGGCUGUGGUGCCGGCCCAGGGGCGAGUGGACACCGUGAUAAAGCCCCUGCUGGUCCAGCCAGGGGGGAUCCUGGAGGAGAAGGCGCACAGCUCCCUGCUCUGCCAGGAAGCGUCCGAAGAAAUCUCCUUACAGCUGCCUGCGAACAUCCUGGCGGGGUCCGAGCGGGCCCACGUGACUGUCCUGGGAGACAUAAUGGGCACAGCUCUGCAGAACAUAGACCGCUUGCUGGCCAUGCCCUAUGGCUGCGGAGAGCAGAACAUGGUCCGCUUCGCUCCCAACAUCUACAUCCAGCAGUACCUGGAGAAGAGCGGGCAGCUGAACCCGGAGAUCAGAGACAAGGCCAAGGGUUUCCUCCAGAGCGGCUACCAGCGCGAGCUGCUCUAUAAACACAACGACGGCUCUUACAGCGCCUUUGGGGAGAGCGACGCCACGGGCAACACCUGGCUGACGGCCUUCGUUCUCAAGUCCUUUGGCCAGGCCAGACCCUACAUCUCCAUCGACGAGAAGCACCUAGAGGACGCCCUAAGGUGGCUGCAGCUUCACCAACUGGAGAGCGGCUGCUUCCGCAGUGUGGGGAAGCUGUUGAACAACGCCCUGCAGGGCGGCGUGGUGGACGAGCUCUCUCUCUCUGCUUACAUCACGGCGGCGCUGCUGGAGCUGGGGCAGCCGCUCACGGACCCCAUGGUGACCAGGGCCUUCCAGUGUCUCCAGGAGUCGAGCACCAGCGACCUCUACACGCAGGCGCUGCUGGCCUACGCCUUCGGGCUGGCGGGGAGCACUGAGCGGCGGGACACCCUUCUGCAGCGCCUGGCCCAGCACAGCGUCAGCGCCGGGGGACAGCUGCACUGGCAGAGGAAGGUGAAGGCCCUGCCCAGCCCCUACGGGAACCAGGCCCCGUCAGCAGAGGUGGAGAUGACGGCUUAUGUGCUCCUGGCCUAUCUCUCCCUUCCCAACGUGUCUGCUGCCGACAUGGCGACCGCCGCCCAGAUUGUCCGCUGGCUCAGCAAGCAGCAGAACCCCUAUGGGGGCUUCGCCUCGACGCAGGACACGGUGGUGGCCCUGCAGGCCCUGGCCAAAUACGCAGCCCUGACGUACAGCGCGAGUGGGGCUGUGUCGGUGACGGUGAGCUCCCAGGCCGGGGCCCGGCAGCAAUUCCACAUGGAGAACGCCAACCGGCUGGUGCUGCAGCGAGCGGUCCUGCAGGAGAUCCCCGGGCAGUACACGCUGCGGGCCAGCGGCAAGGGCUGUGUCUUUGUGCAGCUGACUCUGCGCUACAACGUGCCGCCCCCAAAGAGCGCCGCGACCUUUGACCUGCGGGUGGAGACGGAGCCGAAGGAGUGCACCGAGAGCGCCAGAUCCCGCUUCAGCCUCGUGCUGCACGCCCGGUACAGCGGGGAGCGCCCAGCCACCAACAUGGCCAUCAUCGAGGCCAAGCUGCCAUCCGGCUACACCCCUGUCAAGAGCUCCCUGCGGCAGCUGGAGAAGCAGCCUUUGGUGAAGAGGCUGGAGGUGCAGAAUGACCAGGUGACGCUCUAUCUGGACCAGCUAACGAAGGAGGCGGCGAGUUUCACCUUCUCCCUGGAGCAGGAUUUCCCUGUGAAGAAUCUCAGAGCAGCCCCAGUGAGACUGUACGAUUACUAUGAGACGGGUGAACACACAGAGGCUGAGUACAACGCCCCUUGUGGCUCAGCCCCUGACGCCAACACGAUGGAAAAUUCCCGCUGAAGCCCCCGCCCCUGCUGGGCAGCCCCCUCCCCUCCUGUCCCAAGAGCCCCGCGCCGGCAGCCGACACCCCAGGAUCAGGGGGGCACGGACAGGCCUCGGCUCAGCUGCUGCUCUUCUCCGAACCAGCUGCACUAUCCCCCUUAGCACCUUCUUCAGCCAACGCCUCCCCGUUUGCUCUGCAAACAUCCCACCUGCUCUCCCAUCUCUCAGCCUCCAGACCGGCCCGCGUGAUCCCAGCUGUCUGUCACAUGCGGUGACCAGUGGCUGCAGUGGGAACCCCUGGGGUUUGCUGCCCGUCCUGCCUGGAGCGGCUGGUUCAGUGUAAAACAAAAUACAAAACCCCACCUCUU
Molecule: messenger RNA, 4839 nt
Organism: Malaclemys terrapin pileata
Lineage: Eukaryota; Metazoa; Chordata; Testudines; Emydidae
Product: alpha-2-macroglobulin-like protein 1
Exons: 36
Coding region: 65-4489 (1474 amino acids)
Cellular component (GO): extracellular region
Molecular function (GO): endopeptidase inhibitor activity
Source: RefSeq, a predicted model, not a curated record